Messenger RNA from Oncorhynchus gorbuscha (pink salmon), 2108 nucleotides. RefSeq names its product delta-type opioid receptor-like. The record is from RefSeq and is a predicted model, not a curated record. The transcript has 5 exons. Lineage: Eukaryota; Metazoa; Chordata; Actinopteri; Salmoniformes; Salmonidae. Gene Ontology annotation, cellular component: neuron projection; membrane. Bases 315 to 1451 code for a protein of 378 amino acids. Gene Ontology annotation, molecular function: G protein-coupled enkephalin receptor activity; neuropeptide binding. Gene Ontology annotation, biological process: G protein-coupled opioid receptor signaling pathway; neuropeptide signaling pathway.
GUUAUUGGAUCAUCAUUUUCUGUUAAAUCUAAACAGUAAUGAAAACACUUUUGCUUUCUUAUUUUUUUGGGUGGUAAAGUCUGUCAUCAUUCUGUUAAUCAAGAUCGACCGUUUGGUGAGACCGACUAACCGACAAAACUCGCCCUUUGGCGCGUAAGAAUAAGUACACACCUUCCAACCAAUAAAACGCCCAGUAGGCGAAACAAAAGCGCAAGUAGUGCACUCCGAGCCGACCAGUAGUGCUUGGUGAAGUUUUCAGCACCACGAACCAGAGAACAGAGACAGUAACAGACGCGGGCGACAAUAGUAUAACCAUGGAGCCAUCCACUGCCCCCGGUGCUGAACCGGCUGAUUUCGAGUUGUACUCGGUGAUUCCAUCCAAUGUCACCUACCCGGACGACGAGAUGGGGUUCGAGCCCAACGGAGGAAACUACACCCAUCAGCUCCCGGUUCAGAGCGCCUCCAAUAUUAUAGUAGCCAUCUCCAUCACGGCGCUCUACUCCGUUAUCUGCGUUGUGGGAUUGCUCGGGAAUGUCCUUGUGAUGUACGGUGUGGUGAGAUACACCAAGAUGAAGACAUCCACCAACAUCUACAUCUUUAACCUGGCUCUAGCGGAUGCCCUAGCCACUAGCACACUGCCCUUCCAGAGCGCCAAGUACCUGAUGGGGACCUGGGCGUUCGGAGAGGUCCUCUGUAAGGUGGUCAUCGCCAUUGACUACUACAACAUGUUCACCAGCAUCUUCACCCUGACCAUGAUGUCUGUGGACCGCUACAUCGCUGUGUGCCACCCAGUGAGAGCCCUGGAGUUCAGGACGCCUGCCAAGGGUAAGAUCAUCAACGUUCUGAUCUGGGUUCUGUCCUCUGCCAUCGGAGUGCCCAUCAUGGUCAUGGCUGUGACCAAAACGACAGACAGUGGUCAGACUAUGUGCACGCUGAAGUUCCCCGACCCUGACUGGUACUGGGACACGGUCACUAAGAUCUGCGUGUUCAUCUUUGCCUUCAUCGUCCCUGUCAUGGUCAUCACCAUCUGCUAUGGUCUGAUGAUACUGCGUCUGCGCAGUGUCCGACUGCUCUCCGGUUCUAAGGAGAAGGAUCGCAACAUGCGCCGCAUCACCCGCAUGGUCCUCGUGAUCGUCGCAGCCUUCAUCAUCUGCUGGACACCCAUCCACAUCUUCAUCAUCAUCAAGACCCUGGUGGAGAUCAACUCUACGAACCCCUACGUGAAAGCCAGUUGGCACCUCUGCAUUGCGCUGGGCUACAUGAACAGUAGUCUCAACCCUGUUCUCUACGCUUUCCUGGACGAGAACUUCAAGAGGUGCUUCCGGGACUUCUGCCUGCCCUGCCGGACCCGCGUGGAACGCAACUCCCUCAACAGGGGUCGGAACGCCAACCGGGAGCCUGUGUCCGUCUGCACUCCGACUGUAGCUGGGAAGGAAAGGAAGCCUGUAUGACUAGGCAUGGACCAGAUCCCUUGUGGUUCUGGUUCUCAACCCAGGAGGGCCCAGCAAGACUUGCAGUCUGAGGUCACCCAGAUCUCCACAACAGAGUUCUGACAGGAUAAGCAAUGAUUUAGUGAGACUCACAGAGUUGUCAGUAAAGAGGGGUCCAAACCACACCAUAUAGUUUUUUUUGGACCACAUAAUUGAUAUUCCUCCCAGUGAGAUUUAGGAAUGUUCUUUAUUGUUGCUCAGAAGAAGACAGAUUCAAUGUUUCACCAUAAAUCGUUUUCCGCUAUCCAGAGACAAUCUGUGACGGUGCCAGAGCUUUUGAGUAGCGAAUUUCUGGUUUGUGACAAAUGGAUGUCUGGCUGCAGAGAGAAUACACAGGAUGUUGUCAAGGACAGUGGUCCAAAGAAUACCACAUGGUUCUAUCAAUUAGUCAUCCUUUUUUGUGACUGAUGACAAGCUGCACAAAUAUGGGACUGGGGAUGUUUUUAAAAUAUAGGCAACAGUGUAAGGGAAACCACCAAAUGAGUAGACACAGUGCAUUCUGCAACUAUUCAGACCCCUUUUCUACAUUUUGUUACGUUACUGCCUUAUUCCAAAAUGUAUUCAAUUACAGCCUCAAGUCUUCUUGGGUAUGACGCUACAAGCUUGGCACAUCUGCAU